AUGACACAACCAGAUAUAUUCAUGGGUGGGAAUCCACUUUGUGUGAGAUACAAUGGCUAUCCCAUCCACGUGGUCCGUUCUACGGAUGGCACCAGCUGGUUCAGUGCAGCGGAUAUUGUAAGGGCUCUCAGCAUGUACAGUACAGGGAUGGGUGCAGGUGAUUGCUGUAAAGAUGAUAACACACUUUCACCAUCCGAUGAGUCUGCGGAUUUUGCGAAGCGCUUGUUAUUUUCAGUUGACGAGGAGCACAAAAAGCCACUAAAAGAUGUGGUCAAGGAGUGUGAGCGGGCAUUGUAUGGGAGUGCUGGGAUGGAGGCUUUAUACGUUGACCUCACCGGGAUCCAGACGUUAACACGCGCUACAAGCAUGCCGACAGAGGCUGACUAUAACGACUUCAUGCAACACGGUGAGGCGCUUAAUAAAAUCGUUGGGGCCUUGCAAAGAGGCAUCCGUGACAGCUGUGCGCAAAUGUCCGAAAAGCCUUGGAAUGACGGAUCAGGCGGCGUCGUAGAGGUCAAUGCAGCUGACUUACAGUCGCUCCUGAAAACGGUGGAAGAAAUGAACGGGUACAUGUGCAGCAUUUUACCCCGCGUUGCUAACAAUGAGGCUACUAUAAGAACUGUGAGUGAGCACAUGCUCCAACUCCAAAAUAAAGUGGAUCAUGAAAUUGAGAAGAUCAGAAGGGAAUUCAGCCAACACGGGACUGCUUCACUGACUGGACGUGAUAAGGUAAGUGAAAAUGCGGAAAGCGAGCCCCCAUGUGGUACAGCGGAGUUGAAUAUAUCAGAGAGUCCUACAGCGGCUUGUAAAACCGUCAGACUGCUUGACCAGUCGAAGAAUGGGGCUUGGCAGCGCCAGGAGCAUCCGGUGGAUAUUAUAAGCAGUGAGGAAAGGCUGAUGAACAGCUUCAACUUUGAAGCAUGUGGUGCAUCUGCUGAAGAGUUUGGAGAAGCUGAGCUCGAACUGAUUGCCUAUUUCAGGCGUGCACUAAGUCGUCUGGGGCAGCAGGGUAGAACAUGUAUUAAACUGUUUCCAGUGAAGGACUCUAACAAACACUCUUCCCAUUCCGCUGAGCGCGCCACCUAUGAGUUGAAAGUAAAGAGAAUGUCACUGCAGUUGAGUGAUUUUAAAUUCAUCAGCAUGUGCCCAUCCAUAGCCAAGCUCCGUUUCAGCGAGUGUCGCGGUGUGUGCGACCUGGAGGUCCUGGCUGAGGCGAAAUCACUCGACGCAUUGAGCCUGGAUAUUGAAGGGGAGGUGAGGCACCUUCAUUUUUUGAGCGGACUGCCUUCCCUUAAGACCCUUCAGCUACAUUACCAACAAAUCUCUGAUGACGAAUUUCGCUGUUUGUGCCUGUUGGAGGGCCUGGAGGAGCUAACUCUGCGUGAUGCUUGGAACUUAACGUGUUUGGCGCCGAUUGCAAGCUUGCGGCGGUUACGGGUAUUGGAUUUGAGCCUCCCACUGGUGGCCCCCAGCGGCUGCGUGCAAGAGGAGUGUAGUUCUGAUGGUGAUCAAAGUGCGGAUACAAAGUACCCCCAUUUAACGGAUGUAAGUCCACUUGCAGAGAUAAUAGCACUAGAAGACUUGAAUCUCCAGGGACGAGGAGGUGUAGAGGCAGGUGUUGAUGCACUUGGAUCUUUACCGAAGCUCCGUGUGUUGAAUCUGAGUGGAACGGGCAUAACCGAUUUGUGUUUUGGUGGUCUGAGUGAAAGCAAGACCUUGACGUCACUUGACAUUUCUUUCUGUUGGAAUUUGACCGACCUAAGCCAACUCGCUCAAGUCGCCACGCUGAAGGAACUAAAGCUUCGGUUGCACAAAGAUGGAGUACCCUGCGUGGACGGUCUCGAUAGCCUUCCGUUACGCACGCUACACUUGGUUCUCCCCCAAAGAAUUUGCCAGCAUUCGGAGGAAUCUUCUACUUUGGAGAGUAGCUGUGAGGUUGCACCCACUGUUUCGCUAACAGAUGUGUUCCCCCUCGAAGGGAUUGAAACGCUUGAAGAGCUGAGUUUGCGGGGUCAGGGACAUUUGAGUCUACAAAUGGACGUCCUUUCCUCCUUGCCUCAUCUGUGUGUGUUGGAUUUAAGUUUCAUAAGCAUGACAGAACAGUGUCUUGAUGUACUUGCCACUAUACCAGGCCUGGUGAAGCUCGGAUUCACUGCUCGUGGGUGCACAGGGAACAUGAGCUCUCUCUCUAAGAUUACUUCGCUUGAAGAGCUGGACGUCCGAAGUUGCUCUAGUGCCGGCGCAAUUGUUGAUGCAGCUGCCCUGCUGCCUAAGCUGCGUGUUUUCAGUCUGAGUGGUGCCACAAUUACUCCAAGGAGCCUCCAAAGCCUCAUCCAGUGCAAUAACCUAGUGAAGCUGGAUAUUUCCUUCUGCAGGAAUGUGGAGGGUGGUACGCCAUUCCCAUUGAUGACUACAGUGGAAGAGUUGAACCUCAAGGGCUGCCAGAGCGUCCUCUGUCUCGGUGUUUUGGCCAACUUCCCUAGUCUGCGGAAACUAAACGUGAAAAACAUGUACGUGAGUUCCGAAGUGUUAAAGGAGUUUCGUGGGCGUAAUGUUGUAGUUCGUUACAGAUGCUGA
Trypanosoma brucei brucei TREU927 is the source of this 2577-nucleotide messenger RNA. RefSeq lists its product as hypothetical. The coding region runs from base 1 to 2577 and encodes 858 amino acids. The transcript has a single exon. The record is from RefSeq and is a predicted model, not a curated record. Lineage: Eukaryota; Euglenozoa; Kinetoplastea; Trypanosomatida; Trypanosomatidae.